This is a messenger RNA of Paramecium octaurelia, 880 nucleotides long. NCBI's taxonomy places the organism in Eukaryota, Ciliophora, Oligohymenophorea, Peniculida, Parameciidae. The record is from the annotation of a GenBank genome assembly.
AUGGCUUAAACCUAGAUUCAAUAGGAUUAGAAAUAAUCUUUACAAAAUGCUAUUAGACAACCAUAUUAAAAAAUAGGAAAUGAAAUCAGGGAAAAAGUGAUUUACGAUAUAGUUUUCUAAGAAAAUUCGAUUAAACAAGUAUUCUCUAAUUUUUAUCCUUUAGACAGCGUUAAAAUAUGGUUUGAAAUAUUCGACAGCAAAUGGUAUAGUAUAGACAUAUCAAUAAUAAGGAAGAUGCAUGAAGAAAGAUAAAAGAAAUAAGAAACAAUAUUUUAAGAGAAACAAAAUUCUUGUCAUCAUUGAUCUGAAAUCUGGUGAUGUGAAUCUCUAUUAAUAAUAAACAACAUCCAAUGUAUUGAUUCUAGAAUCCUCGAUUCACUCAAACAAUAUUAGUAACUUCAAAUAGCAAGAUUAAUUUCAUCAUCCAUAAGAGUGCACUGAAUAAUUCAUCAAUCAAGACAUUGAAUCAAUAUCGAACAAUUUAAUCUUCUGGAUGAAAAAGAAUAUGAAAUUUAGAAUCUGCAAAAAUGAUGCUUCAUCAAAUAGUUUCAAAACUCAUAGAAAUAUGAUAAAAAGCAAUGUCAUGUUCACGUAAUAAGAAAGUAAACCAUAGAUUUAAUUAAACAAUGAAUUGAUGAACACGGAAAUUUAGAAAAAAUUGAAAUUUGAGAAUAUCAACCAUUAGAAAUAAGAAAUCAGCAAAUAAAAAGAAGAAUGCUGCAAUAAACAACAGUCUGAUUAACUGAAGGAUUAAAUCCAAGAAUUGUAAUGUCAUGAAUAGGCUACUUUUAAUUUGGAGAAAUUUAAUUCAAUAUAAUAAUAGUUAGAUAAUAUCCUGAAGUUAUGGAAAUAGUAAAUAUUUCUCAUGUCAUAAUCAUGA